This is a messenger RNA of Limulus polyphemus (Atlantic horseshoe crab), 10534 nucleotides long. RefSeq names its product zinc finger protein rotund-like. The transcript has 4 exons. Gene Ontology annotation, molecular function: RNA polymerase II cis-regulatory region sequence-specific DNA binding; DNA-binding transcription activator activity, RNA polymerase II-specific. Bases 211 to 1743 code for a protein of 510 amino acids. NCBI's taxonomy places the organism in Eukaryota, Metazoa, Arthropoda, Merostomata, Xiphosura, Limulidae. Gene Ontology annotation, biological process: regulation of transcription by RNA polymerase II. The record is from RefSeq and is a predicted model, not a curated record. Gene Ontology annotation, cellular component: nucleus.
GGCUCGCCUGCCUACAUUGAGUGAGUUCCACGCUACAAACGGCGCAGAAGAAAGCGCCGCCAUGAUGGAAAAGUCGGAAACGGUUUCGCCAGUAGGAACAGGAGGAAACGGAAAAUUCGCCGCCUGUUGAUUUUUCCCCCUUUGUAUACGCGGCUAUGAUAUACUUUCUGACCUUGCCUGUCGGCGGGAAUACGCUCAAGCCAAGAGGUGAUGGAUAUACGACAACAACAACAACAAGCGGGGUUAGCCUGUGCAACCCCUGUAAUCUCGUUGUUGAAGCUAAGAAACUUUCUCUUCGAACCCAGGUUCAAGUCCCAACGUGCUGAUGGCCCAGGUACCACAUUGGAUGAAGGGCGGUCACCCCCGAUGGAAUCCCCACAGAUGCACAGUAUGUAUGGUAAUCAUGGAAACGGUGGUAGCCCACCAGUAUCCAGUCCCAGCUCUAGUGGUUCCAUGCUGGUUGUACCACAACCAAUCAAUGCGAUCUCCAAAAAUCCUGGCUCUAUAAACACUAGCAGCUCUGCCACCAAUGGAACAGGUCGAAAAUACCAAUGUAAAAUGUGCCCCCAGAUCUUUGGUUCCAAGGCAGACUUGCAGCUACACACUCAGAUUCAUAUGCGUGAGGCCAAACCAUACAAGUGUUCCCAAUGCUCCAAGGCCUUUGCCAACUCGUCCUACCUGUCCCAGCACACGCGGAUCCAUCUGGGAAUCAAACCGUACCGCUGUGAGAUUUGCCAGCGGAAGUUCACCCAACUGUCGCAUCUGCAGCAACACAUCCGGACCCACACCGGGGACAAGCCGUACAAGUGUCGUCAUCCAGGCUGCAACAAGGCCUUCAGUCAGCUCUCCAAUCUCCAGUCCCAUUCCCGCUGCCAUCAAACUGACAAACCUUACAAGUGUAACAGCUGCUACAAGUGUUUCACCGAUGAGGCCGGACUUCUGGAGCACAUCCCAAAACACAAGGAAUCAAAACACCUCAAAACCCACAUUUGUCAAUAUUGUGGGAAGUCCUACACACAGGAAACGUAUUUGGCAAAACAUUUGCAGAAACAUUCGGAUAGGAUGGAAAAGAGGUCUCACACAUCAAUGAGUAACAACACCCCAACAACACCUCAGACACCUGUGGCUCGGACCCAUAUGGAUAACUUUUGGUCAAAGAAUACUGCUUCCACACCAGGACCAGAAAAUUCUUAUUCUGAAAACUCUUCUACUGCAGCUAUCGCAGCUGCUGCUCACUCCCUUGUUCCAGAUACGUGCCUCCAGUCUCCCCUUGGAGAUCAUCCACGGCUUCAUCUAGCUUCUAGAGAUAUGGAACAUCGCCAAUCCUUGGGAAGUGGAGGAAAUGGAAGCACCACCAAUAGCAACCAAAACCAUCGAGAGCAUUCGGAAAUGGGACAUGGUGGCCUUCUUGGAUCCUCUCAGAUGUCGUAUGAUGGGAUUUCACUCUCUGUUGCCAACAGUAAGACCACUUCAGCCUUCACUCCUAUCCAAUCUGGAAUGUUACCAAUCUCUUCAGGAUCACAACUGCCACUACCAACAGCCCCAUCAAGAUCUUAUUUCCCUUAUGAACCCGUCAACUUUCCAAAAAACCCUUCACAGAUGAGCUCGAUGGACUUAAAAUCUGCUCACAACUCUUUUCCGAAUCAAUUGAUUUCCUUACAUCAGAUAAGAAACUAUGCUUCCAUGCCUUCAAUGGCAGGAGGAGAACACCCAAUUACCAUUAAAGACAAGGGUCAACCAUAGAUGGUCUUGGCUACGUCUGUAAUAUUGAUUUUAUUGUUAAACCAUGCUUCUCAUUAUAGAACUGUUUCUGGAAAAUUGUGGUACGUGAUUUUUGUUUUUGUUUUUCUUUUAUCUUGAAAUUUGCUCCUUAGAAGAAAAGAACGUGGGAAAAAAACUGUUCCGUAAUCUUAUAUCAAGAGUGCCACUUCGUCCAGUGUACCUACAACGUUUUAGACACACAUUUCAGAAAAGAAAGAACUGCCGAAGUGCAACAUGGCACAAAAGGCUUUGACACCGGUGAAAUAUUACAUCAGUAGACGUGAUGUUAAAUGUGUUUGUGGACAUAUUCCCUCAGCUGCUUCACUCACUUUACUACAAAGUGGUAAUCAACGUGGGAAGCAGAUUAAUAGACUAAGAAGAAAAAAAAAAAAAAAAGACUCACUCCAGCGUAAUUAAAAUUCAUUUUCAAACCAUCAUGAAGGAAUAACAUACAUAGAUCGGGAUUUCUCAAAUACUUCAUAAUGAUGUCUGUUCGUAGAAAAACAAAACACAAAAAAAAACUAGCCCAGCUCAACUUACUUUUACAGAACUUGAAAAAAAAAACUGGUUUAGAUUAUUCUAACAAUAGAUAGUAAUCGAAUGACAUUUUUGUCUCCUUUUUAUGGUAACGUCUGAUCAAAUUUAGUUCAAUUUUUGGUGCCCAGUUGAGCAAUAGAUGGUAACUUCUGAAGUUGGUGCCUUUCGAAACACACACACACUGUAAACGUAUAUAAAGAGUAUAUAUAAUUAAUUCUAUAUAUAUAUAUAUAUAAAUGAACCUUUUCAUUGCUUCUUAAAUCAUAUACAUCGUGUACACAAGAAAAAAAAAAAGAAAGAAACCAAAACAGUCAGAAUAUCAUAGCCUAAUUAUAGUAUCAGCUGUGAUAAUACCCCUGUUGUGACGUUAGUGUCCUUAGCGAGAUUUUAUUGCAGUGAGUAUUCCUGUGUUAUUAUUAUAGGUCUGUAUGUUCUGGUUAAUAUAUAUAUAUAUACAUAUAUAUAUAUAUAUAUACAUCAGUGAUGGACCGCUGUGUAGUAUCGUCGACUGUUGUGGUGUUUGAGGUUUAGCUAAAAUACAGGUGGUAGAAUUGCGUGAAACGCUAGGAUUUUUGGGUAUGACAAUGGUGUUUGAGGUUUAUCUAAAAAUACAGGUGGUAGAUUUGCGUGAAACGCUAGGAUUUUUGGGUAUGACAAGAUAAAAUCUUCAACCAGGUUUUACUGUGAUUAGGAUAAAAAAGUAAUAAAAGAAUGAAAAUAUUAGACUUCUUUUUUUAAAUCAGGACAUAUGUAGGGAAGUUCUCAAACUCACUUAAAGUAGGGGGACUUUUGCUCAUAAAAAUUAAAACAUUUCACUCUUCAUUUAGCCAUAACUUAUCAUUAGAAUCCACACGAUUUUUUGUAAAUACUUGCAUGUGUUUGUGUGGUUGUUGUUGCCAUAGUUAAGUUCAAAACGCACAUUUCAAGAAAGCGACACCUACAGGAUCUAAGCUGUGUUAUUUUGUCUGUUGUUUUAACAUUAAGUGGUAUGAAGUUUUAGUCUUUUAAACCUGAUGUACAUUAGAUAAUAACCACUGCCUCUUCAUAUUUUUUACGAACCUGUUGUACAAGAACACCUCAAGCAUCAGUAAGUUUUGGCUUGGAAAAAGAAACAAAAAUGGCUGUAUGUGUUAGUUGGGUUUCGUUCCGUCAGGGGGACGUUAUUUCUUAUUGACUUAUUAAUUACACGAACAUUUUUAGUUAACGGUUAAAGCUUCGGUAUACUGUAGUAUGGUAGGAUAAUUUUUAUAUCGUAUGUCAUUUAGCUAGCACUUAUCCGUAUUGUUGACUUUAUUCCGAUUUUUGUUCUUAUUGUGAGAGAUCUUAAAGUUAAAACUAACAGAAUAUUCUGUUUUGUUUGUUUGAUAUUUCUUCAAUUUCCAUCAAUAGCUAGAUUUGAUUUGCCUUUGCUGUUGUGUCCCCCUCCCCCCCUUCUCCCACUUCAGUUCGUAACCAAAGAUUUGCGAUACCGGUUCUGUAUACAAGGUGAUCUGCAAUAGAAAGAAGUAUGAAAUGACGGUUGAGCGGAGCGGUACUUAAGUUUCGAAGAUCCCCCUUGUGCCUCGGGGGUAAGAUGUAGAGCUAAAAAUUCAGGUUUCGGUUCUCGCGGUGGGUACAGCGCGGAAACUCAUUGUGUAGCUUCGCAAUAAAAGAAAAACAAAAAAAACCAAUGAAAUGUUGAGAAGAAAAAUAGAUAAAAGAAACCAUUUUGCAAUUCUAAGAAUAAAACAGAUUUGCAAAAUUGUUAGACAGUUUGAGACAGUAGAUUUUGCAGAUUUUCAUAUCAAAACUUAAUUCUAAUUCUGUUGGCUAUAAAAUCCUUGUAAAGAGGAUUUCAACUGUUUAGUUCGAUAAAUAAUGAUAACUACGAAAAUGUCUGGUUCCCUCCAUACAUCGGAGUGGAGAUGAAGCUGUCAGUCUGACUCCGUACGCCGUGAAUAGAGUUAAGACUAUCAAUCUUAUUAGCUCCACACACCGUGAAUAGAGUUAAGACUAUCAGUCGUCUGAUUGGCUCCAUGCGCCGUGAAUAGAGUUAAGACUAUCAAUCUUAUUAGCUCCACACACCGUGAAUAGAGUUAAGACUAUCAGUCGUCUGAUUGGCUCCAUACGCCGUGAAUAGAGUUAAGACUAUCAAUCUUAUUAGCUCCACACACCGUGAAUAGAGUUAAGACUAUCACUCGUCUGAUUGGCUCCAUACGCCGUGAAUAGAGUUAAGACUAUCAAUCUUAUUAGCUCCACACACCGUGAAUAGAGUUCAGACUAUCAAUCGUCUGAUUGGCUCCAUGCGCCGUGAAUAGAGUUAAGACUAUCAAUCUUAUUAGCUCCACACACCGUGAAUAGAGUUAAGACUAUCAGUCGUCUGAUUGGCUCCAUACAUAGUGAAUAGAGUUUAUUUUUCAAAAUAAUGCGAAAAACAUUAUUUGAGUACAAUUACUGAUGAUGUAAAACCUCGAAUUUAUUAUUUAAAGAUAAUGAAGUUUUCUUCUUUUAUAGAAUGGUUUAUCUUUGUCAUCAAUACAUGCUGUAAACUAAGGUAUUCUUGAGCAGCUUAAUUGUUAUAAGUACUAUUUCCAUGGAAACCUGUAUUUCGUUACUUAGGGUUUAGGUGCUAUGGCGCAUCAUACAAAGUAACAUUGUUCUUACUGUUGUUAGUUUGAAACGUCACGUAAGAGUUUGUUCAGCGUGAAGUUUACUAAGUUUAAUUUUACUGUUUUUACAAAUAGUUAACUAUAAGUUACAGCAUUUCAUAGAAAAGGUGUGUAAUUUAAAAGGGUUUCGGCGUUUGUUCUAUUCAAGCAUUUAAUUCACUGCCCUAAUAUUGUUAAAUCGUGUAUAUUGAUUAUAUAAAGCAGUGUUACAUAUCUAGGGACUAUCAGUGCAUUGUUUCAACUCCAUAUUGCUGUGUGUAAGUUUCUGAAAAACCGAGAAGAAUCAGUUUAUUUGCCAUCUACAUGUUACAAUGGUCCUUUUAGACAGUUUAUCUAAAUAAAACGGCGAAAUUUGCACGAAUUUAUGUGUAAACAAAUGAAAAAUUUAAGCUUUGUCCAAAACAUAAGCUUGACAGCUUUUCAUUAAACUUGUAUGCGUGUUAGCUGUGUGCACUCCUUAGAAAUCUGUAUAUAGUUGAACGAUUUUCUACAGUUUUAUUUGCACGUGGUUUUAUACAGAACCGACUACAGUGGUCAAAAUUAACACUGUCUAAAUUAUUUCAGGUUUUAGGCUUAUAUGGUUCCGUGAAUUGAUAUGAGAGCUUUGAGCGUUCUUAGCAUGUAAUGCUUAGUGUAGUGUCCUAUACUGUUGAUAGUGGCGAGUGAAAAACUGUCUUCGUGUAAACUGAUCAAGUUUGAAAAAUGUUGUUAUAGAGGGCGUGAUAUUUGCCGAAUAACUACGUGAGCAAUGUUUUUACUUUCUUAGAAAAAACGAAUAAUUGGGAAGAAUAAUACAAAAAAAAAAAGAAUUUAUAGUCGUGCUGCAAAUUCUUUAGUUAUGAAACGUGGUUUUUAUUCGUUCAUAUCUAGUGACAUAUUUUUUUUUAUUAUUAUUAUUAUUACAGUAGAUUUAGAGGCAGAUAUUUUGGUUUAUCAAGUUUCCAUAAGUGUUCAACGAGUGUACGUAAGUGUUAUUGCUAUAUUCGUUAGCGAUUUGAACGCUUGCUCAGUAACAAGAUGAACUUGACACAUUUUUUUUUAAAGAAUAUAAAGCACAGGAAACAUUCCGGUUAUUAAACAUACAUUUUUAGAAUAGACUUGUAUGUGUAUGCACACAGAAAAUCGACAUCGCAUCAGCGAAUAAUAACUAUUAGGCCUACUUUAAGUUGUUUUGUUUUUUAGCCCUGUAUUUAUUAUAAUUUUGCAUCUCAUACAGAAGACUUUCCCAUAUUAUUUGAAUUUAUUUUGUUUUUUGUAAUUUCUCAGCUAAUAACUUUUUUUUUUUUUUACAUCAAAAGAGUCAAAAACGCGUUGAUAAAUUCCCAGAACAUGGGGUGAGAGAUGUCUUUUGGGAUGUUCAUUGGAGCUAAAUAGUUAUUUACUCUUAUUCUUUUCCUUUUUUAAAAACAAACUUAGAUAGCAAACCUUACAAGUAAGAAGAUUUUAUGAAAUCUUCUUAAGUUACCUACCUAAGGUCUUAAUUUUGUGACUUUCCUUGAUGAUCCAAUCCAGUACAAGAUAGAAUGAAAAUUACAGUUUGUACAUGUAAAUAUAGACAAAAAAAAAAAGUGCAAAAAAUAGUGUAAUAUAAAAUACAAGAGUGCUAACAAUUUUUUUUAUCAUAUUCAAGAAAACAUCUCGGAAGAAAUGUCUAUCUUUAAUAGUGUUUUAUCCAAUCAUCGUCAUCAGAAUGGUCAUUUUUUAUAGUCUCUAAAAUUAUUUUUGUUUUAUAGUUAAACACGAUUUAGCUUGAUUGUGUGUGUGUGUGUGUGUGUGUGUGUUUUGGUUUCGUAUGGCUCUACAUUGUUUUCUCUGCAAUUUGGGAUUCAUUAUUUUUCACAACAUAAAAGUACCUACGAGUUGAAAAUUUGUGGCUUUCAAACUUUCGAUUCUGAAUAGGCUAGUAGCCAUGUUUGUUGUAUUCAUAAACAUUAGACUUGUUGGUUGUUCGGUUAGAAAAUAUAAGAACAUUUAUUUCAUUGAAUCUGGAGUGUCUUGAGUUGGAUGAAAAGAAAAAUGGUUGGCUGACUUGGGAGUUGAUUCGAUAUGGUAAAAACAUUCUGUGGGUUGUAUUUCAAAAAAAAAUAAUAAUAAUAAUUCGCAAAAAUAAGCAAUCUUAUUUGUUCGAUGGGAUAAAGUUGGUAGCUGUAUUUGUCAACCUUAUAAACGUCAAUGGUUCGUUUAUCGAAAUACAGUUCUAAAUACAGAAUAUAACACUCGUUUGCGUUUAGCCCUAAGUUAUAUGCAGAUUGCCAUACUAAACUCUGAAUAAAAGAUAUGAUUAAAAUAUAAGGAUUGUUAAAAAAAAUGGUUUGUUUGGUAGUAACUUGUGCACAGCAGUCUGUUUUACAUUCUAAGUGAUCCGAGGUACUAAACCUUCUGCUCUGUCAUGUUUGUUGUUUGCUAAAUGAUUGUCAUUUGUAGACAUAAUAACCUCUCUAAUUUGUUAAAAAAAAACAUACCGUUUUUCAUUAUAUUUUUGGAAUUUGCAAAAUAUCACAAAGAAUUUGUUUGUUUGUAGUUAAGCACAAAGCUGUACAAUGGGCUAUCUGUGCUCUGCCAAUCACGGGUACCUAAACCCGGUUUAUAACGUUGUAAGUCCGCAGACAUUCCGCUGUGCCACUGGGGGGGGGGGGGGGGCAAUCUCAGGGUGAAAUCUCCUGCAAACUUAUCAAUUCGCUUUGGCAAAUGAUAAAAGUACUUUAAUUAUAGUGUAAAGUUUAAAAGAAGAAAAAAAGCAUUUGCUUUACAUAAGUCGUAUGUUCUAAUAUAAGCCUUAUUUCUGUGUCUGUUAAUUUCCAUUUCCAUAUCACUCAAAAUAUAGCAUAAAAAAACCAAUCAGUAUCUUUGUUUGUCUAUUCAAUGAUAAAAAUUCAAGCUUAGUUUGCAAAUGCAGCUUUUUAACGCUUUUUUUGUAUGAGAAAGAAAUAACUGUUUCAAAUGGAAGCUAUUCGCUGUUAGAAGUAUAGUAUCAUGAACUGUUUUUAAUUCUCCCUCUCUCUCUUUCUCUCCCCCCUCUUUUUUUUUGUUGUUGUUCUUAACUGGCAUUUCAAUAUUAAUCGGUGUUGACUGUUAAUUCAAAACAACACGCUCUUUGGGCGAAGUUUGUCUCAGCGUUAAGGUGUUUUGUCUAACGCUUGCUAGAAAAGAAUGAAAUUAUACAAUAAUUUUUACAGAGGAUUCCUGCUUCCGUUGUUAUACGUUUUUAUAAAACAAUCGCAGGACUCAACUGAGUCUUGUAAUGUACAUUUUUAGAAUCAUCUAAAUACGUCGUCUUUGUUCUUCUGAAGUUUAAGCACUGUUGAGAAAGCUUUCAUUUCUGAAAUAGGUGGUCCCCCCGGUGGGACAGCGGUAAUUUUACGGACUUACAAUGCUAAAAUCAGGAGUUCGAUUCCUCACAGUGGACACAGCAGAUAGCCCAGUGUAUAUUUACUCUAAAAUAAACAACCUAAAAUAGCUGUGAUUUUUUUUUGUGUGAAGAAGUAAAUAAAGUAGAUGGACAGUAUGCCGAUCAAAUAAGUAAAGAAAUCCUACAUUCAUAGAUUAUAACACACUAAAAUGCGUUUGCUUUUUUUAUAUCUUUCAAACAAUUUACUUCAGAAUUAACACUCCAUCAUUGAAACUGAUUAAUUACUUUUAUCGAUCCAGUUCAUGUGUUUGUGGUGUAUGUUUCCCCCAAAGAAAAAUGAUGGAAGAGUGUUAUAUUACUUUUAAAUUUUUUUCUUUUUUUUUUGUUGUUGAGUAGAUUACAGAGUUAGAUGAAAUCAGAAAAUUUAUUAAAGCAAACCACUUAGAAAUAUAUCAGAAUCAAAAUGUGGAAGAUUUUUUUUUCUCUGUUCUUUUCUAAAUCAUUUAAGGAACUGGUCACCAGGGGGAAAUAUAACCCUAAGCCUAAAACAAAGAAAAGAAUAAAUAACGCUAAAAACAAAUAUAGUGAACUUCUAAAUGCUAUAUAAGUAGGUCUGAAAAACAACAACUUUGUAAUAGUUUGAAUGUCUUUAUUUUGUUUAUAUUUUAUUCUUACGCCUCUAGACUUAAGUGGCACGAGAUGAUUAAAUAUUCAUGGUAUUUCUCUCACUCGGAAAGGGUCGUUUUUCUUUGUAGUUAAUCAACUUGCUAGGAUAAGGCUUAAACACAGUAUAUGUGUUAAACAUAACAAUUCAUUUUUAUUUUAAGCAUCGGUCAUUCUGGAAAAAAUUUCAGUAGCUAGCACUUCAAAAAUUAGCUUGUAAAUAAAUGCCACACAAGGUAGUUUCGUCGUUUCGUUUUGACUUCAGACUUUUCCUAAAGGGAAUCAUAGAUAACCUGAACUGGUAUUAGUUAGUGGUACAGCAUACAUUAAUUUACGUAUUUGUUGCACGUAUCUAAAAGUCGUGUUUACUUGUGAGUGGGACUCCAAAAAUAGGUUGAGAAAUGAAUGUGGUACGAACAUUCGAUAGGAGAUGAUAACUGUCUUUUAAGAACUUUUAAUUAGGGUUGGCUACUAAUAAAAAGAUUAAAGUAUUGUAGAAUAGCUAGAAUAUGGUAAGUAGACGGAGCUUGAAAAGUAGAUGUUUUAUUGUGUGUGUAUAACUUUUAAGCUACAAGUUCUAAAAGAAACUGUAUUACAUUGUAUUGUGGUUUGGAAAUAUGUGGGUGUAAAUAUGAAUAAUACGAAAUUAAAAAAAAAAAGCAAAAAUAUUAAACUCUUGUACAUAUAAAGGGAAGUUUUAUUAAUAUUUUAGGUUUGGAUUGGAAGUAUUUCAUAAACAUUUUCGUUUCUUUCCACAACACGUGACAUCAAGAAAUAUGAGGUGAAAUUAAAUAAAGAAUGUAUGUAUUAAUACUGUGAUAAUGAGAAAGAAAUAUUGUGGAAUCAAGUAAUACUGGACAACAUAUUUCGGAAAAAGGAUUAGAUGCCGAGCAUCAAGUGAAAGAAAAAAUAAUAAUUUUGGUUACUUACUAAAAUGAUGAGUGUGUCGGUGACGUCUGAUAAAUAACGCUUGUGUUGUGGUUAAAAGUUUAAAAACUUAUUGUCCCCGGAGCUGAUAAGAAGUGUGAGAAAAUACGUUGGCUCAGGUUUUUUUGCUACUAGGUACAAAAUAAAAUUCUAGUUAUUACGUUUAUAAAAGAGGUGGAUAAUAAUUCAAUGUAAAUACGAGUUGUUGCCUUUUUUUUUUUUUCGGCAAGUUUGUUAAAUGUGUGUUAAUAGUUAGUGAUCAAAACAACAAUGAAAUAAGUUAGGAAGGCCCAAUCAAUGAGUUACGAAACAAUGGGCUGGUUACACAGAAUUGGAUAUGGAGCACACGUACUUGAUGUCGCGUUCGUCUUGUUGUGAAGGGAUCGCUCGUAUUGAAAUUUUACUUUCUACUGUUGAAAUGAUGUGUUAAUUGUUAUCCUGGAGAUGGGCUAUUGACAAGAGAUGGCGCUUUCUGCUGUCAACCGACUUAUAUUACAUAUAAGUAAAAGAAAACUUGUUUUUAAAAUUGUGUUGUAAGAAAUGGUCUAUUGUUUUAAGCUGAUGUGUGCUCUUUUUUUUUUUUUGUCUCUGUACACUGUCCGUGAACUGUCACUGUAUACUGCUUCAAUAAAGUACUUCUUUGGGAUUA